Molecule: messenger RNA, 7634 nt
Organism: Pomacea canaliculata
Lineage: Eukaryota; Metazoa; Mollusca; Gastropoda; Architaenioglossa; Ampullariidae
Product: zinc finger MYM-type protein 4-like
Molecular function (GO): zinc ion binding
Source: RefSeq, a predicted model, not a curated record
AAUUCGUGUUUUCUUAAAGGGCCGGUACAAAUCCCAGUGACCUAAAUUGAAAACGAGGCUCCAGUGAUCGCGGGAAAUCUGGGACAUCGAGGUUCUUACAAUGUCCCAGUCAGACGAACAUGAGUCAGCCAUUAUUGAAAAUGAAAAUAAUUCUAACAAGGUCAUGGAAUCACAAGGGGGUCUUGCCAGCUCUGCUGCAGAAGGACGCAAUUCACUGCUAGCUGAUUCAAGUUUACCCUCUUUAAUUAGUGGCAUUAAUAAUGAUACAGGAGAACAGGAAGAGGAGUGUAUGGAAACAGAAGCAGAUGAAGAGAGUAAAUCUGUUGAUUUAAAUGUGACUGAAGCGGGGAAAGAUGCCUCAGGCAUUGAUGCCAAUAAUCAGCCAGAGUCAGGAGUUGAGGAAGAGAGCAUGUCGGAGUCAACAAGAGGAAAUGCAGAUGAGGCAUUUGCAUUAUCUGAAGAUAUGUCUACUGCUGCAGAAAAUGACAUUGACACAGAAUUUUCUGAUAGGAAAGUGGAUGCUGGUGAAAUGGAGGUAGACGACAGUGAUAAAGAGGAAACGGCUGCAGAAGAAGAGAGAGAAGAAAGAGAAGCCGUUGGAGAGACAGAGGACAAAACAGAUUUGGAAUCUGCUGCUUUUUCACCAGAAGACAGUCCAAAAGAGGAAUCAGAAGAUGUGGUUGAAUUCAAAGAUGAUGAGCCAAAGAAGGAUAUCAGUGAUCAAGCUGAAGUGGAAAAGCUGCAGGAAGAAGAUGAUAAAAGUAUUAACCCUGAGUCCACUGAUGCUAAAGUAGCUGGUGUCGAGAUGCAGUUUUCUAAAGGGAUAGCUGCAUCUCAUGGUGGAGGUGAAACAGACUUGUCUGAAGAGGGGGGAGACGGUGCACAGAGUGAACAGGAAAUAGACCAAGAAUUGGAGACCAAGAAACAUAUGGAUGAAGAUGAUAUUGCCUUGCGACAAGUUGGACAGGUAGAAGAUUCUUCAGUUACUGCAGAAGAAGAAUCUCGCCUCCUCAGUGAAGAUGAUUGGACAGAAAAAGAGGUUAAACAGACAGAAACAACUGAGAAAGCUAUAACAGAUGAUGCCAAAUCUCCUCUUGCAGUAUGUGAAGGAGAAGAAGGGCAACAGGAGGAAGCAGAACAAGAGAGGAGUAUAGAUACAGAUGAACCAGCACCAGAAGACACAGGUGAAAGAGAUGAGUCGCUUGAUGCUUCGGUGGAAGAAACAGAGGAGAGUCUGAACCAUGAUACUGACAAUGGAGAAAAGGCAACUGAUGGAAUUGCCCAGGAAGAGGCAGGUGAUAGGAUGGAACCAGUGGCCAGGGAGGCUGAUAAAGAAAAUCUCACAACCAGUGAGUCCAUUAUGGUGGAUGAAGCAGUUGAUGCAGACACAAAUAAAAGUGAUGUAAUACCUUCUCAUUCAGAUGAAACAGUGCACCAAGAAAGCGAUGCUGAAACGUUGCCAGAGAAUGAAGGAGAGGUGGUGUCUACUGUGAAAGGAGCGGAGGCCAAAAAUGCAGAAUCAGCGAAGGAGGAAGGGGAAAAUACAGAGAUAAAUGUUCAGUCAAGGCAGGAUGAAUCUGCGCUGGUGGAAACAGAUGAGCCUAUGAAAGAAACAGAAGACAAGGAAGAAGAAGCUUCAGAUGAUGUCUCACAGAAAAGUGAAACCAUGGAUGAAAAAGAAUUACAAGCAAAUGAAGAACUGCAUGCGUCUAUCAACAAAACCUCCAUGCAAGCCCCACCAGAAGAGGAUGAUGAUGUUGUGGUUCUUGAUGACGACGAUGAUGAUGAUGAAACCAUAGGUUCAACAAAUGCUGCGAGUAUUCCUGUGAAGAGAGAGGUUUUGGAUAAGACUGAAGAUUCGACAGCUCUUUUCAACAGUAGCAACGACAUGGGCAUCCAGAUAGAGUCUGUCAGUGGUGGUGUUGAUGAACUUCAUGAUUUGGCAGAACAGCCUUCAAGACAGGAAAAUGGAACAUUUGGUGCUGCAGCAGUUGAUACAAAGAAAGAAUCAAGUGGCAGUUCCACAACUGGCAAAAAGCCUGGACCAAAAACACAAACAUGCAUAGUAUGCAAAAGGGUGGGCAAAUGCAAGUACAAUAUUGUGCGUAAUGGUGACAUCAAACAUCUUUGUGAUGACACCUGUUUUCAACGUUUUCGCACAAAUCCUACAAUGUACUUGAAAGGAACUCUUAAGAAAGAGCCUGUUCUUGCCCCAGCACCUCUUACCCAACCUCCGACAGCUGGAAAGGGUGGACAGACUGGGUACAAGACUUGUGUAGUGUGUCAGCUGAUGAAUAUUAACACACAGGGGCAGUUCUGUAUGUGGAAGGGGUUGGACUUCUGCGGCGAGAAUUGUCUCGGAAAGUUCCAAGCUAGCUUACAAACAUCAUGUGCAAUGUGCACGACUUACAUACCCCUUACUGCCCGAUCAGCCAACUGCUUGCGCAUUGGAAGUGAGGUGCGGCCUUUCUGCAGUCAUCGGUGUUACUCAGAUUACAAACAGCGCAUGCGUCUGUGUGCCUUUUGUCAGAAAGAUUUGUCUUCUGCCUCUGACUCUUUCUCAGCUCCUGUUGGUUCUGAUGGUGCUUUCAAGGAUUUUUGCAGCCAGGGCUGCAUGAAAAAGUAUGAAGACCUUUUGAAUAGCGAUGUCGAAAUUAUUCGAGUAGAGCAGGGGAAAGCACGACCCUCCAACAAAUGUUCUGUGUGUCAGAAGGUUGAAAUAGCCAAGCAUACAAUGAAAUAUGGAGGUCAGAUCCAUCAUCUCUGCAGCGACCCAUGCCUGUCAGCAUUUCAGUAUGCCAACAAGCUCGACAUGAACUCCUGCGACCAGUGUGGCACAUUGUGCACUACUCUUGAAUCAUCGCCCCACCUAGUGCAGUUUGAAGGCCAGCAGAAGCGCUUUUGCUCAGAUACAUGUGUCAAUUCCUUCCGCACUGUGAAUCGGAAGAUCUCUCCUUGUGCAUGGUGUGGAUCCAAAAAGUCAAACUUUGAUAUGAUUGAACGCCUUGACUCCAACAACAAAUUCCAACUGUUUUGUAGUUUAAACUGCCUUUCUUUAUACAGAGUCAAUCUACAGGCAAAAUCAAAUCAGUCUGUGACCUGCGACCAGUGUCUCAAAUUUGUUCCUGCACAGUACCAUUUGACUAUGAGUGAUGCUUCAGUCCGGAAUUUCUGCUCGUACACGUGUGUUAUGACUUUUCAAUCACAAUUUACAUCAAAAGGUGUUCCUCCUCCUUCAAAGUCAACCCCUGACCAUGCAGCUGCUAAACAUCGGCAUAACACAAGAGGUAACACACAGCAAGCAGUGAAUCAGCCAUCAUUCCCAAUCAUCUCUAAUGUUGUGUCUUUAGCUGCACAAGGAGGGCAGAAAGUAAACAUCAAAUCACCUGGAGGCAUACCUGUUGUGGUCAGUGGGUCAAGCCAGAGUGUCAAAGCAACAGGUGUUGCAAGCACAGCAGGAGGCCUAGUGCAGCAGCAGAUUAUAAUCCAGCCCCCACCUCCAAAAGUGGUGAAGAAUAAAUCACUGCUGUGCAAACCAUACGUUCAAACCAAAGCUACUUCCUGUCGUCCUCAUACCCAGACACGCGAGUGUCAAACUGAUGAAGUGAAGAGCAAGCCUAUCCUAAUUCCAGUACCAGUACCAGUCUACCUACCUGUGCCCUGUGCCAUGUAUACUGCCCCUACACCAACACCUGUCUUUGUGCCCAUUCCCAUUCCAGUUCCAGUUUUUAUACCCACCACACGCCGAUCUGCCAAUGGCAUCAUGAAGCAUAUUAAGGAGAUCCAGGAGAAAAUCCCUACAGAUCCCCUGGAGGCCGAGAUCCUUAUGAUGGCUGCUGCCGUGGCAACAGACAGCAAGCACAGCUCUGACAGUGACUCAGAUGAUGAUGAUAUGCUUCAAGAUAUAGGAUCCAAACGAAAAGCAAUUCGUGGUGGUGAUGAUGAUGAAGAAGAUGAUGAUAAUGAUGCCGAUGUAAUGCCAUUACCGGGGCCAAAAGAGGGAGAAGUUGGGGGUGAAGAAGAUAUGAUUCAGAUGGCUCAACGUAUGGCAGAGGAAAUGUCUGGUCCUAUUGCAGAUUUAGAGUCAGCAGUGGAAGCAGUUCCCAUUAAUACAGAGCCUCCACCUGCUGCGCCCCGAACUCCAUCUCCAGCAGAGCAAGUGUCUCGGACAGAACAAGAAUUCAUGGAAACACGGUCAUCACGAGGUAGGGGCAACAAGCGAGGGAACACCAGUCGACGAUCUAGUAGUCGAGCACCAAAGAGACCAAGAGUCACUGCCCCACAACCCGAGGUCAACUCCACUCCUGUUCCUCCAGAAGCUAUUGCACCACAACUUCCUCCUGCGGAUGCUAACUAUCAUCUCAAAUUUACCUAUGGUGUGAAUGCCUGGAGACAUUGGGUCUUGUUCAAAAAUGCGCAGCUAGAACGGGCAGGCAAGCGUGCGAGCGGCCGGAUCAAGUUGUUUAAAACCGACAUACUUCAAUGCACAGCAGAUGAGCUCAAUUACUCCCUGUGUCUCUUUGUCAAGGAGGUCCGCAAGCCUAACGGAGAUGAAUAUUCUCCUGACAGCAUUUACUACCUUUGUUUAGGAAUACAGCAGUAUCUUUUUGAGAAUGGACGCAUUGACAACAUCUUCACAGACUUGUACUAUGAAAAAUUUACAGAAUGCUUGACUGACAUCCUGUCACGGUGUCAACCCAAGUUCAAUGCAGCAGGUCAAAUGGUUUGCCGCAUAGAAGAAGAGCACUUGUGGGAGUGCAAACAGCUGGGUGCUCACUCGCCGUAUGUCCUUCUUAACACCUUAUAUUUCCACACCAAGUAUUUCAUGCUCAAGACCCCAGAGGAUCACAUGAAGCUGUCUUUUGCGCACAUUCUGAAAUACUGGAAAAAGGGACAGCCAGGUAAAGGAGGACAGCCAACACGCAGUGUUUCACUCCGCUACUACAGCGUCAGUACAGCUAAAAAAGAUGGUUCAGCACCAACAAGUACAACCAAGAAAGGCAGUAAGGAAGGUAUCCCAGUUUAUGAAGUUACGGAGAAUCAGGAAAACCCACUUCGCUGUCCUGUAAAGCUGUAUGAAUUUUAUCUAUCUAAAUGCCCUGAAAGCAUAAAAAACCGCAGUGACAUUUUCUACCCCAUACCUGAAGCGCAGCUGGUGCCAGACAGUCCUGUCUGGUACUCUACUACACCCAUAGGAGUCGAUACAAUGACUAAAAUGUUAACUCGCAUUUUGCUUGUGAGGGAGAUUCAAGAAGCUCAUCUUCAUGCACAACCUAUUUAUGUGUGACUGCUGGUCACAGACCUGUUGGUGCAAAUCUGCUUCAUACAUUUGCAUUCAUGUGUUCACACUUACCUGCUUGUAUCCAGACCAACUGCAUCAUUUUCUUGAUAUUUGUGUUUGUAAGUGACUUCUUAAAGAAACUGUAACCAGUGUAUAUUAGAAAAUUACAGCUUUUACAUCAGAAGUUUCCUGAAUUUUUCUCAAAAAUUCUUGUUAAUGGCAGUCAUUUUUAUAUUUCAUUUUUCAACCUUUACCACCAAGCCUCAUUUCAUGCUUGUAUUAUAGAACUGCCUUCAAGUAUUGUAUCAUACCACAUCUCAUAAGCUGUAUGCAUAUGUGUGAGCAUGUACACUGUGUGUGUGUGAAUUGGGGGAUAUUCCUCUUUACUUUAUUAAUCUUUGAAAUAAUAAAUGUGUUCAAUGUACUGCCAAAAGUCAUCAAUAUCUGGCAGCACUUUAUAAGCUGAGCCAUUAUCUGACCACUAAGUUAUGGAGGUUUUUUUUUUUUUUAAUAAAUAUUUUUGUGUGACUGUAUGUAGUUAUAGCUGGAAGUUGAUCUUUGUGUCAGAGUAAUUUUGCUUCUUUCUGCAUUAAAUUCCUGCUGAUUUUACGAAUUUGGGAAUAGAUGCUUGACUGAUUUUCAGAACUCAAUAUCUGCCAUUGAUUUCCUCUAGUGACGGGCUCCCUUUCUCUCCUCCUUUCUAGUUUGCACAAAACAGACGUGAAUAUCCAAGAUUUAAUUAUUGUGAUAAUGAGGCAUCUGAAAGCUAGUCAGAAGAAACUCAAGAGAAAGACCAUUGGUUUGCAGAGAUGCAUGGUCUUAAACUUGCAGAAUGACAAGAAAACAUCUGAGUAACCGCUUUAGUGAGACCACUUAAAUGGGAAUCUCCCACAGUGUGAAGGUGUCCUUCUCUAGCAGGACUAUUAUUACUCUGGGAACAUCAGUGAUGAAAAUGGAUUAUGUCCCCCUACUAUAUGUGUAUGAGCAGACAUGACAUUCUAAAAGUGUAUGCUGUACUUGUUGUGACAGAAUUAAUGUCUUUAAGUAUAUAUUUAAAGUUACAGUGAAUGUGCUCUGGUGCUUGAUAACAGUACAGAGAGUAAAGGCCCUCUAUUGUUUAUUUUGUUUUUCUUUGAUGCUUCUUUCCUCUAGGAAUAUGCAUUUGUGUCCUCGAAAUGUUAUAGUAACUGGUGUUUCUGAAAGUCCUUAUUGCAUUCAAGUAAAUUUGACAAAAACUAAAUCAGACCUUCAAAUAAUUAAUGUAUAUAAUUGACAAAUGGAAACAAUGUUAUGGUGUUACAGAUUUUCUUGUAUAUGAGACUUCAUUCCCCCAAGAUUUGUCAAAAAAAGGUUGUCUCCCUUUUAUAACUACCAUACUGCAUAAUUAAGCUUGAUUUAAAAAAAAAACCAACAUAUUAGUCCUUGAUAUAUUGCAAAAUUAUUAAGAAGUGAUUAUAACUAAACAGUUUAUAAUCCAAGAUUUUGUGUAGAAACAAUUAAGGCUAAAAAAUUUUAAUUUAAGCCUAGCUAACCAUUUAACUUUCCUUUUUAAGAACUGAGGUUUGGACAUGAGCACAAAACUGGUGCGAAUAAAUUAACACAUUCUCAGCUCGGCACAUCCUCUACUUAAUACAAUUUUUUAAGUCGGUAAUGUCCGUAUUAAGUACUGAACAUUGAGUAUAUGAAAAGGUAUCAACAGUUCUUUGUUUGGGAACGGUUUCCAGAUGCUUCUGGUAUCUAUCACCUUACAAAUUUUGUCAGAACGUAAUCUGCAAUUUUUACAGGGUGCUUUUGUUAGUUGGUGGUGAUGGGUUAGGUCACUGAAAGACACCUUCAAAAAAAAAGAGCUAACUAAAAGGCAGCUAUUUGUUUUGUACAGCCUAUUUUUCUGCAUCACCCAUUUGAUUAAGCUGGUAGCUGUGACCCAGCUAACAAUAAAGUUUGUACUUUUUGAUACAAGUUGUUGAGUAAAAAGAUAUUGAUAUGUACCAGUCUUUGACGCAUGUUAUGCUUUAGACACUUCAUCUAGUUUGUCUUUCAGCUUAGGCCUGUUGUGUGUUUUAACAACCACACUUAGUUUCUAGUAAAACAGCUUUGUUAUGUUAUAUGCUGCUGUUCUGUCAGGUGCACAUGCAGCUCAGCAUCUAAAUUAUAUCCCAGAGAAUGUCUCGUGUUAAACAGGACACAAAAUGGUCACUCUACAGAGGUGUCUACACCUACAUAAAUGUCUAACAUAAAUGUGGAAACUACUUAGUUGUAAAUAGUUUGAAGUAACUUUUUGGUUGACUUGUAUGUUGUCUAAUUUUUAUGAUACAUUAUUUUCAUUGAGCAUAACAUUAAAAAAAUGAAAUGU